Fundulus heteroclitus (mummichog) is the source of this 2240-nucleotide messenger RNA. RefSeq lists its product as uncharacterized. The record is from RefSeq and is a predicted model, not a curated record. NCBI's taxonomy places the organism in Eukaryota, Metazoa, Chordata, Actinopteri, Cyprinodontiformes, Fundulidae. The coding region runs from base 119 to 1405 and encodes 428 amino acids. Gene Ontology annotation, molecular function: hormone activity. The transcript has 7 exons. Gene Ontology annotation, cellular component: extracellular region.
CCGCCCGCGUUUCGUCGAGGGGAGUUAAUCGAGCGCACACUUGUCCGAACAACCCCGGAGCGGUGACAGGCAGCCCAGCUAGCCUGCUAACAGGUAAAGGCACACGUCUAGUUGGGUGAUGGCGGAGAACAGCGGCAGCAUCAACGUCAAUCCGGGCAACCUGCCUCCGGGAGAUCCGCAGCUCAUCGCUAUGAUCGUGGAGCACCUGAAGAACCGGGGGCUGUUUGAUGAAUUCCGUCGGGACUGUUUAGCCGACGUCGACACGAAGCCCGCCUACCAGAACCUGCGGCAGAAAGUUGACAACUUUGUGUCUUCGCACCUGAGCUCGCAGGACUGGAAGCCGUCCAUCAACAAGAACCAGAUGAGGAACGGACUCAGACAAAGUGUCGUUCAAUCAGGUAUGCUGGAGUCUGGUGUGGACAGAAUUAUAACUCAGGUCGUGGACCCCAAGAUGAACCACACUUUUAGGCCUCAAAUAGAGACCGCCAUUCAUGAAUUCCUCUCCUUGGACAGGAAGGAGGAGAGCACCUCAAGUCUGAAUCCUGCGCCGUCUGAGCCGACAGAAACACAGGAGCCUCCUAGUGUCUCUGGCCCCAAAACCCCCAAAAAAAAGAUGAUGGUAAACGUGUUCGCUGUGAUGUUCCUACUGCUGGGCUGCAAUCAGCUGCUGGCCAUGGAGCUGCAUGAUCAUACCCUGGAGAAACAAGGGAGCCAAGUCAAAAAGCGCCUCUCCCUGCAGAGCACAGCCGAAAUUCAGAGCUGCCUGGUGAGUUCAGGCGACGUCGGCUGUGGGAUGUUUCAGUGCUUCACCAAUAACUCCUGUGAGAUCCAGGGCCUUCACCACAUAUGCCUGACUCUGCUGCACAACGCGGGACGCUACGACUCCCAGGGUAAAUCCUACGUGAAGGACGCACUCCGCUGCAUGGCGUUGGGACUGCGGCAGCGUUUCAGCUGCGUGAGCCGGCGGUGCUCUGCGGUGAAAGAGAUGGUGUUGUCGCUCCAGCGAGAGUGCUACUCCAAACACAACCUCUGCCUCGCCGUGCAGGAUCACCUGGACACCAUGGGGAACCUGGUCCAGUUCCAGCUCAUGUUUCCUGCAGGGCCGUACGUGGAACUGAUGAACUUCCUGUUGAAGUGCGGAGACGACAUCAGGACCUGGGUCGGACGCCGACUGCGGGGGCAGUGUGAGCAGCACUGGGGGUCGCUCUGCGGCACCUUCACAAAAAUCUGCCCCCUCAGCCAGCCCGAUGUUCCGGGGCCUCCGGCCGGUCCCCCGCCCUCUGUCCCUGGACCCGUCACCCCCACAGGCCCCCUGCAGCAGCCAACCAGAGAGGUGGAACUAGAGGACGUGACCCGGGACAGGCUGAUGGACAAUGCCACCAAAUCUGAUCUCUCGGUAUCCUGAACUUUCUUGCGUCGAAUGUGUUACACAGGGUACACGAACAUUAAGCACUUAUAUUUACCGGUAGAACAUGUAAAAGAUGUAGUGCUAGGAGAGCUUUCUGUCUACUGUUGCCAGUGAAAGUAAUGCGGCAAUAUUUAUUCAGCGUGUGGGUGUUUUUGUUUCGUGUAGAUUUAUAUUUUCGUCUCGACACGUACAGGAUGAAAAGCCACCAAUCUACCUCACAUCGAUGACAUUUCGUCAGAGUGGCGCUCUUACGACACGUUAGCACAGUGAAAAGCUUGUUUUCAGCUCAUGUGUGGCUGAUAAGAAUUCAACAUUUUUAAGUCUGUUUUUGGUGUUUUUGGAUUGUCAUAUUAUUAAGCUUCAACAAUCAGCAGUGAUGAGAUGUUUUUUUUUUCUCAUGAACAUUACAUUUACGUUAAUCCUACAAACUUUCUCAAGCACUCGUAUCUUUUUUUUUUUCAAUUGUUUUGCUCAGGCCAUUUGCUUUAUUUCUGCAAUAGAUUCACAAAGCAGAUGGCUCCAAAUACACGUAGAUGCAAAGAUGCCCAGAAGGUCCAGCAGUCUGGAGCAAUUUGCAGCGGUUUUUGCGUCAGUCGGAGUUGUCUGGCAUGGUGGUGCAGAAGUGUUAUGAGAUCCAUAAACAAUGUUUUAUUUUCUAUUAAGCUACCCGAGGACUCAAAACUUUAAAAACAACAUCUGACUGGAGGAAUCCUGUCAGAACGGUGUUUCCACAUGUUGCACUUGUUGAAAUAAUAAAUCCCCAAUCACAAACUUUGGAUUCCUUAUUUUUAAUAAAACAACCACAGGAUUUAAAAACAAUUUCAAUAAAAAA